GACACUGACACAGACCUACGGUGCAUGCAUCUUCUGUCACGAAUUUAUAGUGAUGCAUUCACAGGAAAAUUCAAGAACCCGAUUGAUUAUAUCAUCUGAUGAUACUAAAUGUACACCGAGACGUGUACACCAUCAUGAGUCUCAUAGGUUUUUGAUCCCGCAGUCUAUUCCAUAAUGGCAAAUCACAUCUGCCACAUCUUGUUGCAUUGCUACGAAGGGGCGAUGAUGACCCGAAAUGUGGCUCGUCAAGUGACCGUCUCUCUUUAUAAACUUUUUUCUUCUUAGAUGUACAGUAUCGUGACCGUUUUCGCCGUCACCCCAUCCCCAUGCCGUUAAUCCGCGUAUGCGCACUGAGCGCCCCUAUUGUCUUCCAGCAGCAGAGCUGAGAGGACGGCAGCCCGGCUAUGACAACGCGGGGAAGCGCCGCAACCUGAGCCGAAUCUGCGGGCGCCCGGAGGAAACAGGGGACACCGACGACGUGCGACGGGCGACCGGACAGACACACUGCGUCGGCUGAGCAGACUGGCUGAUAACGGAGCGGGAGAUACUGCGGAGGCGCGCCGCCUGCCUGUGAACGACCAUUCCGGCUGAGAUUGGGACACACCGCCCUGCGGUUCGCCGCGGGAAAGGAGUGUGUUGCGUUUUCCCACCCCGUUAAAAACAGGAAUAAUUUUGCGAUUCAUUCGAACGCGAUUAUUCGCCAUCUCUCAGGUUAUACUGUGAUUCGAGGGGAACUGGGACGUUCAUCUCGCCCAUGAUCCGCUCGGGGAAAUGCUCUGUUGCGCCUCUUAGAGACAGCCGGUUCGGUCAGACUUGACAGCCCUUUUUUUUCAGCUCCCGUUUCCCGGGUCGGAUCUGGGGGUUUGCGGACCGCCGCACACAGGGCGCAUAGGGGGGCCCAUUCUUCCCACGGCUCCCGGCUGACAGCGAGUCACCACUUCCGCGAUGGGAGGCAAACAGAGCACGGCGGGCCGGCCCCGGGGAGCCUUCCCCGGCGUCUCGACGGAUGACAGCGCGGUGCCACCUUCGGCUCACUUUGGGCACUACCGGCCAGGCGGCGCGAUGGGACUGCGGAGUCGGUCGGUGAGUUCCGUGGCCGGUAUGGGCAUAGACCACAGCGCCACGGUGCCGUUUGGAUUUUACACCGCCCGAGGAGCCAAUGACACGGACAGAGGCGGAGGGGGUUCAGGCUCGGAUGCUGCGCACGGAAACGGCUUCCAGGAGCCUGGAGGCGGACACCACACAGACGGCAUGCUGUACUUAGGAUCCCGGGGGUCGCUGGCAGACGCCUUGCCCUUGCACAUUGCGCCGCGGUGGUUUAGCGCCCACAGCGGUUUCAAGUGUCCCGUCUGCUCCAAGUCUGUGGCCUCCAAUGAGAUGGAGGUACAUUUCAUCAUGUGUCUGAGCAAGCCCCGCCUGUCUUAUAAUGACGAUGUGCUGGCCAGGGAUGCUGGUGAGUGUGUGAUUUGCCUGGAGGAGCUCCAGCAGGGAGACACCAUCGCCAGACUACCCUGCCUCUGCAUCUACCACAAAAGCUGUAUAGAUUCCUGGUUUGAGAUCAACCGGUCCUGCCCUGAACAUCCAUCAGACUGAGCCCCAUGUUAUACACCUGUCGCAGGGACUUUAUUCGCCUGGAUGGAUAGAUACCUGGGCACUGAAACAACCAAAAAACAACAAAAGAAGCAAAUCAGCCAAUCAAGUGAGAAAAUUACAUAGCAAAUUAAAUAUCAGAGCAACACUGACACCUCCAAGACUGACCCAGUGUCCCCCCUAGCCUGACAGACUGGCCCCUUCGCCCCCCCCAGAAACCCCCAGCCCCGCUGCCACACCCCACCUCAUCCCUGCCCUGCUGUACAGCGUGCCGAUAGCCCCCCACCGACCCCCCCCCCCCGCAGAAAGACAGGAUGAAGAAGCAGACAAGGUGGACAAUCUGGGACAAGGAGGCACAGCUUGGAGCAGCAUGCCGCAUGUAUCACCAGACUCCAUUUCAUUAGCAGGAGACCUCACAGGAAGGAGGUGCAGAGGCUGGGAGGAGGGCCAGGGUCAGAGCCCACGAGAGCAUCCACCAGCUCAGAAGAUGGGGGUGGUACUGAAAGGAUUCUUUGUGCGAUGCAGGCCCAAACUAGCCAGUCAGUAAUGCUUACUUGGAUAAAUAAAGAAUUUGAAACCGGCUGGAAACAGAAAAAGGAUUGACCAGGAGGAGUUUCAGCAUGACCGGAGGGGGGGGGGUGGGUUAUCUGUCCUUCACAUAGGAGAAGACUCCGAAAAUGGCAGAGAGGUCAGAGGUGGGCCUGGGACAUCGUGGUGGGCUUUGAGAUGUUUACAGAUGCAUUUCGCCUGCCUCUCUCCUCCUGCUUUUUCAGUUUAUUUUUAACUUCACACAGAUGUUUACACUUUAUUGAGAAAACUCCUGAUUUUCCUCAGUGGUAAGCGUGCAGGGGCUCCACACCCUGUGAUCAACAUGGCUUCUUUGUGGGGGGGGGGGGGGGGCAGGGGGCUCAUCCUCUGUAUGUGAGUCAGAGAGGGGGAACCUUCCUUCUAGGCUUGCUGAAGCGACUACCCUGAAUGGUUGCAAAUGUACCACAUGUUAUAGAAAACAUCUAUUUCCCUGAAUUCUCCAGCAGACUUGCCGAAUCUAAUCAGACCUGCCUGAAGUGCAGUCAUUUGUAAAUAUGCAGGCCUCAGCAGCGAACAUGUUCUCCAAGUGUAAUAAGCCAAUCAUCCCUGCCCUUUUUACAGCGUGUCCAGAUUCUGAGGCGACGCCGUUUACAUCUCAGCGUUGUGUUGCCUGUAGACAAUCACCCAGCAGCCCAGAGGGAGACGUGUGCGUGUGCGUGUGCGUGUGUAUUCUCGGGGUGCAAUUCUACCUGCAGUAGCUGGUGCCAUAUUUUCUCUUCUUUUACAUGGAGGUUAUCUCUGCUGCUGUCAAAGGGGAAAGCCUCACACGAUAACCACAUCCUACAAGAUUCCUGCCCAUGUUUUCAUCAAACCCAGUGACGUCCGUGAGGCCUGACGCCUAACAUGACAACAUGACAGUACUGUCCUCACAAAAGCUGCUGGACUUUUUUUUAAUAACGGUUGGCGAGUAUCAACGGAGUUCACACAAACUUCAGAAUGACUGGAGUCAUUUAAAGUUUUUUUGUUUUUCGGGAGCUGUGGUAUGUAUUUUGCUGUAUUUUGCCUUGAUUUGAAAGAAAAAAAAAAAGUCAAAUAGAGUCAAAUGUCAAGUAUAGUCAAAUGCUUGUGCGGAAACAACAAAGGGCAGUAAUAUAUUAUCAGCCUUCCUCCACACUUCAGACCAGCUUAACAGACUGAAGUACUGAAUAACCACAACUACAGAUGGACCAGUUCUUUCAGAUACCCAGAAUAUCUUGUUUUCCAGAAAUCACUAUCAGCUCCACCCCACAAGUCCGAGCCAGAGAAAACAUCUAUGGUUUUGUUUUGUUUCAUAUCAGACUGGUUCAGGUUUUUUUUUUCCAAGAUGUGAGAGGAGGCUUGAUUUUAGGUGGUAGACCUGAAUGAUUUUGAUGUGCAACCUGUGGGGUGAAUAAUACAAUACAGAAUUAAAAUUAAUAUACAAGAUGUGCUCUUUCUGCUUUAUAGAAAACAAAUAGACGAAAAUGCUUAAUUUUGGAACUGCAUAGUCAUUGUUACAGUAAAACCGCUGUUCAUUUAAA
Molecule: messenger RNA, 3677 nt
Organism: Brienomyrus brachyistius
Lineage: Eukaryota; Metazoa; Chordata; Actinopteri; Osteoglossiformes; Mormyridae
Gene: znrf1
Product: zinc and ring finger 1
Exons: 5
Coding region: 946-1593 (215 amino acids)
Source: RefSeq, a predicted model, not a curated record